CGACCCGCCAAUGGAGAAACUAAUGCAACGAUGGAUCCCAUUACCAAAACAGCAAGGACGUCCUUUCGGACCACCAACUCUUACCAGGGUCCCACUCACGUGCCACACACUUUAUCUUCUAUUACUUAACGGGUCCGUCACAGUCCGUAACGGCCUAUCCCACCCCGCUUCCCGACUCUUGCCUUCCGUUAAAUCACUCCCUCUUCCCUUCUCGUCAACGUACCUCCCGUCUUCCCUAACGUCGUCGUUCUGCAACCCCUAACUGUAACGUCAUUUCAAUGGCUUCCUGUAACGACGAUUUCUCUCUCCUCGGGGACGAUAACCCCCACCAAACCAACCCUAACCACCAUCACCACCACCACAUCCUCCACCAGACCUAUGCGACUCAUCGAUUCCCUGUAAAAUCAGCUCCGAUCCACGCCCCACCUCAGCCGAUAUUACCUUCUCCCGUCGCCGGAUCUGGUACCGGCGCCAAGAAUCUUGGAAGCGGCAUAGAAGAAGCGGAAGAACAAGUAGUAGAAGAAGAAGAAGAAGAAGAAGACAAUGACACCGAUUCAGCUUUCCCUGAGGUGAAUCCUUUCAGUGACAAUUCAAAUCCUUUCAAUAACGAGACAAAUGUACGGCCUGAUAAGAGAAGAGAAGGAGAAGAUCACAGCGAUGGAGCCAACAGCAAUCCCUACAUUUACAAAAAACCAAGGCCGUCCGGUAGCGCAGGGAAUUCUAGUGGAGAGUACAGGAAGGAUCGAGAAGAGUGGAGCGAUACGGCGAUUGAAUGCUUGUUGGAUGCGUACACUGAGAAGUUUACGCAGCUCAACAGAGGGAAUCUGAGAGGGAGGGACUGGGAGGAGGUGGCGGCGAUAGUAAGCGAGCGAUGCCAGAAGCAGACCAAGACUGUGGAGCAGUGCAAGAACAAAGUGGAUAAUUUAAAGAAGAGGUAUAAGUUGGAGAGGCAUAGAAUGAGUAAUGGUGGUAUCUCGGUGAGCCAUUGGCCUUGGUUUAAGAAGAUGGAAGAAAUUGUGGGGAAUUCGCUGCCUACGAAGGUCACUACAGAUGAGGAUAAAAGCGGUGGCUCUUCCGGGACUUCAGCUAGGCAAUCCAAGAGAUGUGCAACCACAAUGGCAAGUCACGUAGGUCAGACAAAUAACAUAAAGUCCAAAUCCAUGUGUAACAUUAGAUGGCGGAGAGUAGUAUUGAAAAUCAGUGGUGUUGCUCUUGCUGGCACUGGUCCUAACAAUAUUGACCCGAAGGUGAUGGUGCUGAUUGCAAGAGAAGUUGCAAUUGCUUGCCGCCUUGGUGUAGAGGUUGCAAUUGUUGUUGGAGGUCGUAAUUUCUUUUGUGGAGACACAUGGGUGAGUGCAACAGGUUCUGAUAGACGUACUGCCUACCAAAUAGGUAUGAUGGCAAGUGUGAUGAAUUCUAUAUUACUCCAGUCAGCAUUGGAGAAGGUGGGUGUUCAAACACGUGUACAGACUGCAUUUGCAAUGCAGGAGUUUGCUGAACCAUACAAUAGGCAACGUGCCAUUCGCCAUCUUGAGAAAGGCCGAGUUGUGAUUUUUGGUGGCAUUGGUGCUGGCACUGGAAAUCCACUCUUUUCCACAGACACUGCUGCAGCUCUUCAAGCUUCAGAGAUUCAUGCUGAGGCUGUCCUGAAAGGCACUAAUGUUGAUGGUGUCUAUGACUGUCAUUCCCGAGACAACAAUGUUACUUUCGAGCAUGUUUGCUUUAGGGACUUGGUCUCCAGAGGUGUGACAUCAAUGGAUAUGAUGGCACUGACCUGCUGUGAAGAGAAUGGUAUUCCUGUUGUGGUCUUUAAUCUUCUUGAACCUGGAAACAUUUCAAAAGCUUUAUGUGGAGAGCAAGUUGGUACACUGAUUGAUCAAACAGGAUCUAUCAGCUAAUAUCCACUAACUGAUUGAAGCAUUCCCAGGCAUUGUAUUUCAAAAUACCCUUCCAGGAAUGAUUGUUAGGCAUCUAAAUCCUAUGGCUGGGAUAGUCUUUCUCAUGACUAAAAUGGCAUUUGCUCAGUAUAUUACUUGAGAAGGCUGCACAGAUCGUCUGACUUGCCAAACUGUUGUUAAUAACUUGAUUUAUUCAUUGAUGAAAUUUCAUUCUCCUGGUGCCAAACUCUUGUAAUUUGAAAUUUGUAAAUUGUAUUGACUAGUUUGAGAGUGAUCAAUGGUGAAGAACGAUCAAUGUUGGUGGAUUAGCAGUUUGAUGUAGAGUGGAGAUUCAUUGCAAAUUGUAAGACUGUUUUAUAAAGAAUAUGCAAGUGGAGGUCAUAUAAUUGUGUCAA
This is a messenger RNA of Hevea brasiliensis (rubber tree), 2293 nucleotides long. RefSeq lists its product as uncharacterized. Lineage: Eukaryota; Viridiplantae; Streptophyta; Magnoliopsida; Malpighiales; Euphorbiaceae. Gene Ontology annotation, biological process: UDP biosynthetic process. Bases 279 to 1898 code for a protein of 539 amino acids. Gene Ontology annotation, cellular component: cytoplasm. The record is from RefSeq and is a predicted model, not a curated record. The transcript has 7 exons. Gene Ontology annotation, molecular function: UMP kinase activity.